Messenger RNA from Prorocentrum cordatum, 481 nucleotides. The record is from the annotation of a GenBank genome assembly. NCBI's taxonomy places the organism in Eukaryota, Dinophyceae, Prorocentrales, Prorocentraceae.
CGGCCCGAGCCGCUGGAGCGCUCGGGGCCGCCCCCGGGGGCGCUCGCGCGCCCGAUGGGCGCGCCGCUGCGGGGCUGAGCGCCUCCCCUCGGGCGCCGGGGCCCCCGAGGGGGGCAGCCCGCGGCCGCUGCCGGCGGUGGCGCGCGGGGGCCGCCGCCGACCGCGCGCGAGGCCCCAGGCGGCAGGGGCGGCCUGGCGCCAAGCUUCUUGCAGCCAUGAGCGGAGGUCACCUGAGCAAGGACUUCUUCGAGCUCGUCAAGGCAAUUGGCGAAUCCCGCUCGAAGCAGGAGGAGGACAAGAUCAUCGUAAAUGAAAUCGCGGUCCUGAAGCAGCACCUGAGCCAGCCGGCUAUCCCGCCGAAGAAGAUGAAGGAGCUACAUGAUCCGCGCCGUCUACGCCGAGAUGCUCGGGCACGACGCGGGGUUCGCCUACAUCCACGCGGUCAAGCUGACGCACGAGAAGAACCUGCUUGCGAAGAGGA